AUGGACCGGCUGCACUCGUCCAUGCGCAAGCGCCUGUAUAGCCACGGGGACGCGGCGGAGGAGGAGGGCGAGCAGGACGCGCGCAGGAAGAGCGUGAGGAUGAAGCAGCUGUUGCCCUCCGCCUCCCCGACUGGGAGCAGCGGAGAGAGAGAGAGAGCAGGAGGUGAACGCGGAGGUGGUGGAGGAGGUGGAGGUGGUGGUGGAGGAGGCGAGGUGGAGACGGACGUGGGCAGCAGAGCGUUCAGCAGGGCCAACGGAGACUGCCGGAGGUUCAGGGGCAGCAGCAGCACACCAGAGGGAGAUGCGGCCGAGCAGAGGCGCCUAAUAGCUGAGGAGGAGGCCAGCCCUGAGGAGGAGGACGAGGAGGAGCAGGAGGUGGAGAGGAGGGAGAGAGAGAGGAGGAAGAGAGAGAGGGACGAUGAGGAGGUGGUGGUGGAGGAGAGGGAGAGGGAGAGGACACCCAGCCUGGUGAAGUUGGAGAGUGGCGAGCAGAUGGAUGAGGAGAGACUGUACCAGGCCGGCUUCAUGCACAGGCAACUGGGUGCCAUGCUUCAGCCCGGGGUCAACAAGUUCUCCCUGCGCAUGUUCGGCAGCGAGAAGGCCGUGGAGAGGGAGCAGGAGAGGGUCAAAUCGGCCGGCUUCUGGAUCAUCCACCCCUACAGUGACUUCAGGUUCUACUGGGACCUGAUAAUGCUGCUCUUGAUGGUGGGAAAUCUGAUCAUCAUCCCAGUGGGCAUCACCUUCUUCAAGGACGAGCACACUCCAGCCUGGAUCGUCUUUAACGUGGUCUCUGACACCUUCUUCCUAGUGGACCUGGUCCUGAACUUCCGGACUGGUAUUGUGAAGGAGGACAGUACAGAGAUUAUUCUGGACCCUCAGCUGAUAAAGGUGAGGUACCUGCGGAGCUGGUUUGCUGUGGACUUCAUCUCCUCCAUCCCUGUGGAUUAUAUCUUCCUUAUUGUUGAGACACGGAUCGACUCAGACUUCUACAAGACGGCCAGAGCUCUGAGGAUCGUCCGCUUUACCAAAAUCCUCAGUCUGCUCAGACUGCUGCGACUGUCCCGCCUCAUCAGAUACAUACAUCAGUGGGAAGAGAUUUUCCACAUGACCUACGACCUGGCCAGCGCUAUGGUGCGUAUAGUCAACUUGAUUGGCAUGAUGCUGUUGCUGUGCCACUGGGACGGCUGCCUGCAGUUCCUCGUGCCCAUGCUGCAGGAUUUUCCUUCCGACUGCUGGGUUUCUAAAAACAAAAUGGUGAAUGAUACGUGGGGUCAGCAGUACUCUUAUGCUCUGUUUAAGGCCAUGAGCCACAUGCUGUGUAUUGGCUAUGGCAUGUACCCACCCGUAGGCAUGACGGACGUUUGGCUGACCAUCCUCAGCAUGAUCGUAGGUGCCACCUGCUACGCCAUGUUUGUGGGUCAUGCCACUGCCCUCAUUCAAUCACUGGACUCCUCACGAAGGCAAUACCAAGAGAAGUACAAACAGGUGGAGCAGUACAUGUCCUUCCACAAGCUUCCUGCAGACAUGCGCCAAAGGAUCCAUGACUACUACGAGCACCGUUACCAGGGCAAGAUGUUUGAUGAGGAGAGCAUUCUUGGGGAGCUGAAUGAGCCACUCAGAGAGGAGAUCAUCAGUUUUAACUGUCGAAAGCUGGUGGCCACCAUGCCCCUGUUCGCCAAUGCGGAUCCCAACUUUGUGACCUCCAUGCUAACCAAGUUACGCUUUGAGGUCUUCCAGCCGGGAGACUACAUCAUUCGAGAAGGCACUGUGGGCAAGAAGAUGUAUUUCAUCCAGCAUGGGGUGCUAACAGUUCUGACCAAGGGCAGCAAAGAAACAAAGAUUUCAGAUGGAUCUUACUUUGGAGAGAUCUGUUUGCUGACCCGGGGCAGGAGGACAGCCAGCGUGAGGGCAGAGACGUACUGCCGUUUGUACUCCCUGUCUGUGGACCACUUUAACGAAGUGCUGGAAGAGUACCCCAUGAUGCGGCGCGCCUUUGAGACCGUAGCUCUCGAUCGACUUGACCGCAUUGGAAAAAGAAACUCUGUUCUUCAGCACAAAGUGCAGCGGGAUCUCAACUCAGGUGUGCUGAACUACCAGGAGAACGAGAUCAUCCAGCAGAUCGUGCAGCAUGACAGAGACAUGGCUCACUGUGCCCACCUAAUGCAGACUCCACCUCCAGCUCCACAUAUACCUCCUUCCUCACACACCCCAGUCAUCUGGGCUCCUCUCAUCCAGGCUCCUCUCCAAGCUGCUGCUGCCACCACCUCAGUGGCCAUCGCCCUUACUCGCCACCCACAUCUGCCCCACACCCUCUUCCGACCUCCUGUGCCCUUGCUAAGUUCACUCAAAGACCCACCAGGUCAUCUGAAAAGGUUCCCCAUGCCAACUAUGGCUUCAGGUGCUUCCACAAUGGGUGGCACAUCUUCUGGAGCUAGUUCUCAGCUUGGCUCUGGUGUGGAAACCCCUAUUCUGGAUUCUCUCAGAGCCAAAAGUUCUGCAGCACCUCUUCCACCUUCUGCUUCCAGCUCCCUGCCGUCUUCUACCACAACCACAAUCACCACCACCACAUCCAGCAUCAGUGAUGCCUCCAUCUUAUCCCACAGGCCCCUAACCGCUUGUGUUUCUAGAGACUCUAGUGUGUCUCAGCUCCACACCCAACCUCAGUUUCCACCAGCUUCCUUCUCCAACAUCACUGCUCCACUGCCUGGCUUCUUCCAGCAGGGGGCAAUAGGUGGAGAAGCAGCUCACUUUGGCAUUCCCCCUGCUUCUACCCUCACCCCUUUGAUAGCCCACUCCAUUAGUCCUAUAUUGACCCAACUGCAGUCCACUCAGCCUAAUCCUCUUCAAAUCAAACGCAGUCAGGAGUUAAGCAAGCCAGUCAGGACAGCCACUCCAUCGCCAUCUACCGGCUCUCCACUUUGCUCAAAGAAUCUUUUAGAGCAGUCUUCCCCAAAACCCCAGACUCAGGACCCUCAGAGCAGUCUCCAGCCUGAUUAUCUCCCUCAGCUGUCCCAUGAACCAUCUGCCCUGGCUUCACUCGCCCAGUACAGGUCUGGAAGUGCCUCCCCGUGUAGUACCCCACCAGCCUGGAGCCCAUUAUCCCAGAGUCCACUGGUGCAAAGGAAGAGGACGCCCCUUCAUAGCAACCCCUCCAGCACCUCCGGAUCUCAAAGCUCUCUCCUGUCCCCUCAGACCCUCUGUCCACCACCCUCCCAGUCGCGAGAGAGGGGUGGGUCACUGGUUGAUCUCCCCUCUCAGGACGUCAGCACCAUCUCCAUUUCACUCCCUUCUCCACGACCUCUUGAGAGACCCAAACUGGUAAGACAAGUCUCCCAUGUCCCAGAUCAGUCCCAUCUUGUUUCAGCGUCAGUUUUCUCCAAGACCCCCUCGCCUACCCCUGUUACCAAACCUUACAGUUCAAUACCAGGCCAUGUGGCCCUAUCUAGACAGACUUCAAAAGCGUCUAUAGUUCUUCAGACUGGUUCUUCUAGUGGCUCACCAGGCCCUGGGUCUAGAGACAGAUCCAGUCCAGGGACGCCAAGCUUACACCCCAAACUCCCAUCAAACUUAUGAAACCAGACUGUACCCUUGUCUACUGUACAGACUGCGUUUAUUUUUAUCAUCUAGUGAUAUCUAUGGACAAAAAAUAACUUUUAUGGCUGAGAAGAGGAUCU
Messenger RNA from Colossoma macropomum (tambaqui), 3674 nucleotides. It is a transcript of the gene hcn4l, whose product is annotated as hyperpolarization activated cyclic nucleotide-gated potassium channel 4l. Gene Ontology annotation, biological process: potassium ion transport; transmembrane transport. The transcript is spliced from 8 exons. Bases 1 to 3573 code for a protein of 1190 amino acids. Gene Ontology annotation, molecular function: voltage-gated potassium channel activity. The record is from RefSeq and is a predicted model, not a curated record. Gene Ontology annotation, cellular component: membrane. Lineage: Eukaryota; Metazoa; Chordata; Actinopteri; Characiformes; Serrasalmidae.